Molecule: messenger RNA, 2531 nt
Organism: Ictidomys tridecemlineatus (thirteen-lined ground squirrel)
Lineage: Eukaryota; Metazoa; Chordata; Mammalia; Rodentia; Sciuridae
Source: RefSeq, a predicted model, not a curated record
CAGAGCUGCCAUUCUGGAGCAGGGUGGGUGUCCCAUGCACCAAGCCCCCAUGGUAUCCCUCUGGGUCCCCAGUGCCUCUCAGAAUAAUCCUCUGGAUUUAAUUAUUUCCCAUUUUACAGAAAAGAGAGCUGAGGCUUGAGAAGCAAAUGACCUGCCUCUUGCCUCGAUCGUGGGAGAAUCAGCACUCGGGCCCUUGACCUCCCUGUACUUUGGUGGGGUCUAGGUGCAGGCGGUUACAGUCUCCUGAAGAGAGGCCUGGGGCUUGCAGUCCCUCUGCCACCCGACAUAGGUGUUGGCUAAGUCCUGAGCCUGCCUAGGGCAGGAGAGGAGCCAGGGAAGAGCAAAGGUUGGUCCCUGAGACUGUUGAUGUGGCUAGUUCUGGCCCCAGCCCCAGGCAGGGCCUCCCACUCAUAUAAAGUGGUUCCAUCCCCUUCUCCCCCGGCAGGCGCUGGCUAGCAUGGCAGGUGAGGAAACUGAGGUCCAGAAGGGGGAUCCCACUUGUCGGGCUCACAGAGCUGAGACCUGCCCCCACAAACCCCGAUGCUCGGCCUCCCCCCUGUGUUCCUUCACCUGCACAGGAGAAUGAAGGCCGUCCAUCAUCCCUCAUCCAUCCAUCAUCCACCCAUCCGCCCCCCGGCCAGCAGACGGUCUGUAGCAUCCUCCAUGUGCCAGGUCUGGGCGGAUUCCGCAGGCGAGUGGAGACCUGAGGCAGAGCCCGUGGACUCUCAGGGGACCCACAGAUUAAACAAACAUGCCGCAGAAAGAGACGCAUCGCUGAGUGCAGGGAGAGCCGCCCAGGGUGGAACGAGCCUCUCCCUCUCGGGGUGCUCUCGGCCCCAGGGAGCUGCGGGCAGAAACCCUGCAGAGACAGCGCCCAGGACUUGGCCUCAGGGGACAGGGGCUUCGAGAAAAGCAGGAGUACUCCCCCAGGGAGUCAGGCAGCUUGGUGAGCUGCAGCCAGGCCACCUGACCGCUGGACCGCUGGACCACUGUGAGGAGAAGCCCUCCAGGGGGCCUUGUCUGCAGCAGGAGGGGAGAGAGGGAGAGACGGUGUGCGUGUGGGGUCUUUGGCAAGCCUGCCCCUGGAUUCACUUUGUGAGCCAUCCAGCUGGUGCCGGAAGCCUCCAGGAACCGCAUGGGAGCUUGAGGAGAAAUAAUGAGAGUGGUUAUUUCAGGAGGAGGAACAGCGUGAGCAGACGGGUGGAGGUGGGGAACAGCAGGCAGACCCAGGAAGGCGGAGCGAGGAGACAAAACAGAGGAGAGCCCCGAGUCCAGCCCGUGGGGACAUCACGGUACCCUGGGGAGGCUCUGCUCCCACCACACACCAGUGUGGAUAUCUGCUGCCCCUCACAAGCUGACUGUGUGCCCAGAGAGGCUCACGUGUGUGCCCUCGAUCCAGGAAGAGCAUUACUGUUAGAGCCCAUUUUAUGGACAGGAAAAUUGAGGUCAGGAGAAGUUAGAAUCUGCCUCCCAGGAAGGUGUGAAGUGAAGGAUACAGCCCCAUGGCCUCGGCCACACUGCCCACCCCCUUCACUCCCCUGCGUGCCCACAAGACAGCCAGAGGAGAUCUGCACAGGCGUCAGCAAGUCCUGUGCAGCUCCACCUGUGUCUCUCUCCCACUAAACCCAGAGCUCAUUUGCCUCUGUCAUCCCGGGCUCUGGCACAGGCCCUAAAUCGGUGCUGAGGACAUCUUGGGGGUAAACCAUCAACAUGGGGCCCCUGUGUGGUUGAUACUGCCUUAUUCCCAUUGCACAGGUGGGAAAAUGGAGUCCCAGAGAGCAACGGGGGAGCUGUAAUUCACCAGGCUGAGGGAGACACGGUGCCACUCGCCAAGGGCCGGCGUGAGGAGGGAAGGCGCGCAGCGGGCUUGGAGCAAGCAGGCUGCUUUCAAAAGCAACCAGAAGCCCUGGGUCUGCAGGGCCCCUGAGGAGCAGCCCCUGAAGGACUUCUCCAGGUGGAAAUGGGGUGGGGAGAGGGGCAAUUCCUGGCGGAGGGAACAGCGAAGGCUGGAAGCCUGAAGCUGAAGUGCAUCUCAUAAUAGCUCAUGUUCGCCAAUGGCCAGGCACAUUUGCAUUGAACCCUCACCGCCGGCCACGAGGCUGGAACGCGUGGUGCUCCCAUUUUGCAGGAAAGGGAGUGUGGGCUCAGAGACCAGAAGGGGUACUGGAGGCCACACAGCAGGUGAACCAACUCCAGCUGCCUCUCCCCUGAAUUCCUCACCUAGGGGGAGCAAGAGCGAGAAGUGUGGCCACACCGUGUGCAGGGACCCCUUGUGUGCGACUGGAAGCACAGUGAAUUUCGAAAUCUGGGCAGGGGCAGUGGGGAGCCAUUGAUGGUUUCUGAGCUGGGAGAGGAUGCCCCAGGCCAGGUCCUCAGGUCCCUCGGUGCUGCCCCGGGCCAUCUGUCUCCACCUCCUACACUCUGCCACUCUUUGCAUCCAUGUCCCCCACCCUCCGCCCCCACUGCCUCUCAGCCACUGUGAGGAACCAUGUGUGACGGUGGAGAAUGUAAAAAUAUACGGAAAACAACAA